Messenger RNA from Oreochromis niloticus (Nile tilapia), 3787 nucleotides. RefSeq names its product tripartite motif-containing protein 16-like. Gene Ontology annotation, molecular function: protein binding; zinc ion binding. The transcript has a single exon. NCBI's taxonomy places the organism in Eukaryota, Metazoa, Chordata, Actinopteri, Cichliformes, Cichlidae. The record is from RefSeq and is a predicted model, not a curated record. The coding region runs from base 131 to 1807 and encodes 558 amino acids.
AAACAUGUGGUGACGUGGAAGAGCUCACAGGCCCGAUUCACUACAGAUACAUGCUGUUUACAUCAGAGCUCAGACUAGUGUCAGUCAUACGGAAGUGAAACUCACAAAGUCGCUGACACUGAGAGGAGAAAUGGCGCAGAAAGGAGUUCAGCUGACCCAAGAAACCUUCUCUUGUUCGAUCUGUUUGGAUCUACUGAAGGAUCCUGUGACUAUUCCCUGUGGACACAGCUACUGCAUGAACUGUAUUAAUGGCUUUUGGGAUGGAGAGGAGGAGAAGAAAAUCUACAGCUGCCCUCAGUGCAGACAGACUUUCACACCGAGGCCUGUCCUGGUGAAAAACACCAUGUUAGCAGUUUUAGUGGAGCAGCUGAAGAAGACUGGACUCCAAGCUGCUCCUGCUGAUCACUGCUAUGCUGGACCUGAAGAUGUGGCCUGUGAUUUCUGCACUGGCAUGAAGCUAAAAGCUGUGAAAUCUUGUCUUGUGUGUUUGGUUUCUUACUGUGAGAAACACCUUCAGCCUCAUUAUGAUUUGGCUCCAUUAAAGAAACACAAGCUGGUGGAGCCCUCCAAGAAGCUCCAGGAGAACAUCUGCUCUCGUCAUGAUGAGGUAAUGAAGAUGUUCUGCCGUACUGAUCAGCAGAGUAUCUGUUAUCUCUGCCCUGUGGAUGAACAUAAAGGCCACGACACAGUCUCAGCUGCAGCAGAAAGGACUGAGAGGCAGAGAGAGCUGGAGGUGAGUCGACAAAACAUCCAGCAGAGAAUCCAGGACAGAGAGAAAGAUGUGAAGCUGCUUCAACAGGAGGUGGAGGCCAUCAAUCAGUCUGCUAAUAAAAAAAUGGAGCACAGUGAGAAGAUCUUCACUGAGCUGAUCCAUCUCAUCCAGAAAAGAAGCUCUGAUGUGAAGCAGCAGAUCAGAUCCCAGCAGGAAACUGAAGUGAGUCGAGUCAAAGAGCUUGAGGAGAAGCUGGAGCAGGAGAUCACUGAGCUGAAGAGGAAAGAUGCUGAGCUGAAGCAGCUCUCACACACAGAGGAUCACAUCCAGUUUCUACACAACUACCCCUCACUGUCAGCACUCAGUGAGUCUACAGACUCAUCCAGCAUCAAUAUCCGUCCUCUGAGGUACUUUGAGGAUGUGACAGCAGCUGUGUCAGAGGUCAGAGAUAAACUACAGGACAUUCUGAGAGAGGAAUGGACAAACAUCUCACUGACAGUCACUGAAGACGAUGCUUCCCUGUCAGAUCCACCAGAGCCAAAGACCAGAGCGGAAUUCUUAAAAUAUUCCCGUGACAUCACACUGGAUCCAAACACAGCAAACACACAGCUGUUUUUAUCAGAGAGGAACAAAAAAGUUACAUUUAUGAAACAUCAGCAGUCUUACCCUGAUCAUCCAGACAGAUUCAGAUAUUGUUAUCAAGUCCUGGGUAGAGAGCGUCUGACUGGACGUUGUUACUGGGAGGUUGUGAGGAAAGGGCGAGUUUAUGUAGCAGUCGCGUACAAGAAGAUCUGCAGAGCAGGGUGUGGAAAAGUGUGUGGAUUUGGUCGUAAUGACAAAUCUUGGGCAUUAGAUUGUUCCAAAAACAGUUACACAUUUUGGCAUAACAACACGGAAACUCCAGUUUCAGGUCAUGGGUCCUCCAGAGUAGGAGUGUACCUGGAUCACAGAGCAGGUAUUUUGUCCUUCUAUAGAGUCUCUGAAACCAUGACUCUCCUCCACAGAGUUCAGACCACAUUUACUAAGCCGCUUUUUGCUGGACUUUGGUUUUACAAUAAUUAUGGAGAUAUUGCUGAGUUCAUCAAACUGAAAUAGACUGAACUCUUUCAUGUUGUUGUGGGUUUAAAUCUGUAUUUUUUUCUCCUUUUUUUUUUUCUAUUUUUUCUAUAAUUGUUGUGACAUUUCUGAUCUGCACACAGAUCAGCUGUCAAUCAAACAUUAUGGGUGGUACCUUGACAUCUUUUAGAUGUCGUCUCCAUCUUUAUGAGUUCUUAUGUGGAGCUCUUUCCCGUGUCUGUUUAGCCAUGGAUGCUGUCACAGCUCAUGAGGAGUUUUAUUCACAAAAAUAUUUCUCACCCUGUGUUGUUGUUUAUCAUCAGCUUCAUGGGUUUUACUACAGUAAUCUGCAGUACUUCCUUUGUCAUACAGAUUUCUUUUCUCAUCAGUGUACAUUUGUACAGAAAUCUAUAAUUACAUUUUUUUCUUUGGUAGACUAAAUAUUUCUAUUUUUGCUUUUGAAUACACAAACAAAUAAAGCUGGGCAUACACUGUGUGAUUUUUGGCCCAUUUUGAGACGAUUUUUCACUCAUGCGACCAUUUUUGGGAUCGCCCGAGUUUCGCCUUAAUCGUGUGUCAUGCAUCGUGUAGUAUACAUGGAGUAACGAGAAGCGAGUAACACCUCACGACCAGCUCCCGAUCAGCAAUCAUAUGGUCACAAGAAAAUCAAACCUUUUUGAAAUUCUGAUCGCCCCUCGUGAGGGUAUCAACCUCUCACACUGCGCAUGCGCAAACACAGAAGUAAAAAAGACGGAGCAGCAUGGCAGUGCAGCGUGUGAUCUGGACACAAGCUACGGACGCCCAACUUUGGCAAGUUCAUCCGAGCCUUUUCGAUGUGGCCUCACAAAAUUAUCACGACCACAACAACCGUGAAGAGUUGGAUGGACAUUGCUGCUCAGUUGUGUUUUUCAUUAGCAAUUUAGAAAAGUUGAUGGUGGUGUGUGUGUGUGUGUGUGUGUGUGUGUGUGUGUGUGUGUGUGUGUGUGUGUGUGUCAGCGAAGGAGAGAGAGGGAGAGCGAGAAACAUUUUGUGUCAUAUAUUAGCUAUAUAAUAUAAGCUUUGGUAACACUUCAUGUUACCAAGCUAAAAUUUGGACGCACACUGUGAGCACGCAAGUUGCAUCGGGGCGUAUAGUGUGAGAACAUGCAUCAUGACCUACGAACUUCUAACCCCUGCGAUUCAGUGGUACAGUUUGAGCAGGAGCUGAAUAAUGCGACGGAAAGAAACCACACAGUGUAUUCCCAGCUUUAGAUGUUAUAAACCUAUAGCUUUGAUAAUUGCAAUCAAUGAUAACUUCAUGCAUUGUUUUUAAUGUUUAGUAUGUGAACAAAGUGAAGGUUUUUCCUAUAAAUAACUUUUUGUUCAGUUUUUCUCCCGAAACACCUGAAAUACUUUCAAUUCAAUUUAAAUUCAAUUCAAUUUUAUUUAUAUAGUGCCAAAUCACAACAAAGGCUGAUUCAAGCCACUUAACCUCAAGGACUAACUGUAAUAUAUAAAAAUAAAAAUAUCGAGCACACUCUUGCGUUACAGUUGAAGUUUCUUUGAGAAUUUGAGGUCCAAGGUGUUGGUUUUCUUUUUAACAACAGUUGGAUGAGUAGCCCAUACAAAGUCUUUGUAUAUUCAGAGGUAUUUAAAGCUGUCCACUGUUUCCACAGUUGAGUUAUUCAUGAGUACUGGCAGAUGAGUGCCCCUCUCCACCUUCAUGUAAUUCACAAUAACCUCCUUUCUUUCUGAGAUAUUCAGACAUAAAUGCUUGUUUUGGCAAUGAUUUUCCAGGGCUGUCUCAUCAGCAAGUGAACUCAAUCCUGCAAACCUCUCAGUUAUGUUAUUAGCCCUUUUUCCCCCAAGCUGUCAUGGGUGUAGAGUGAGUGUAGGAAUGGGUUCAGAGCAGAGCCCUAUUAUUUGUACAGUACUUAGUGAUUAUAUGUCUGUAAAAAGCAUUUUAUAAAUAAACAUACUGAUGUUUAAUCAGCUUUAUCACCAGAUGAAUCAAUAAAGGGUUUUUUCUUCAUUUUUAAA